UGGUACAAUUUAAAUUUAAAGACCAACGAAAUUUCUAACGAGAAAGAAUUCAUUUUUAAAGACGCUAUUCAUUCAUGAUAGCGUCAUAAUUUUUAUUUUCAUAGUUUAAUAAUAAUUACUUUGAAAUGGACCAAAAUAAACGCGCAAAAAAAGAAGAAGAAGAAAAUCUGAUUGUUUUUGAGGAGGCUCAGCUUCCUGUAACAAUAUCAGAUCUAAGGAAACCUACUAAUGAAUUUAUUACUAAAUUAAUUGAAAUAUUUUGUAAUACAUUUCAAAUAGAUGGAAAUACAAUCAAACAGCCUACAUUGGAGCAAUAUGAGAUUAUACUUUCGGAUAAUCCAGAAUUAUACGAUGAUUUUAUAAAGAGCAUAAAUACUUUUGCUGCAAUAAGUGGAAUUUCUGAGAAAUUGUUUUUUAAAGAUUUACAGUUUUCUGAUAUUGAGAAUCCAACUCCCAAAAGAACAUUAAAGUUAACUACAUUUUUAGCAAAUUUUAUCAUUUAUUUUCGAAAUAAAGUACCAGAACUUAAGGAGCGUAUUAAUAAAUUAGAAGAAAAACGAAAUGAUAUACUUGAAAUAAAAAGAAAAACACAAGAAUUACAGGAAAAAAUAGAUGGAAAUAGAAAAUAUAAUGAAUGGAGAGCAAUUGAAAAUGAAAAGUUAAAAAUUGAAAUUGAAGAAAUGCGUCAGAAAGCUAAGAUGAAAAAAAAUGAAAUGGAUAAAAAACAAGUGAUAAUAAGUCGUUUAGAAAAAAAAUUGACAAAAAAUAAAGAAAAAUAUAAUGAGAAAAAAUCAAAAGCUAACGAGAUCAACGCUACGACUAAUAAAUUAAAAGCACAAAUAGUUGAAUCACCUGAGAAAUUGUAUGCUGAAAUAGAAAAAUUUGAAAAAGAAAGGGAACAAAAAAUUCAUCAAACAAAAAUGUUUUAUGAAUCAUUGGAGAAAAAAAGUGAAUUACUAGAGAAGAAAGAACAAACAAUGUCAUUAGUUACAGAGGAAUCGGAUAAACUUGCUCAAGCAAUUGAUAUAAUCACAAAUUUAAAAGAAUGUCUUUCAAAAUUAGAAACAAUAAGAAAGGAAAUGAAAAAUAAAAACGCCAAUAUUUUAAAAUUAGAAAAAAAAGAAAAACAAAUGGAACAAAAACAUUGUCACUCAACAAGUAAUUUAAAUGAUUUAAAGGGUGAAAUAAAAGGUCGUAUAUUAAUUCAUCAUAGAAAAUAUAAUGAAUUACUGGAGAAUUCAAAAGCAUUAGAAAUAGAAGUUGAAAAAGAGCAAGAAGAAUAUUGUGAUGCCUCAAAAAAAAAAGAUGCCAUCUGUAAAGAAAUAUUAACUCUUGAAGAGGAUAAUGAACGUUUUUUAAAUGAAUGCAAUGAACUUUAUCGCAAGGAAAUUUCAUCGGAGAUAGACUUUGCUAAUAAAGUAAUGGAAUUCAAAAAUAUGGACGAAGAAAAGUAAAUAAUCUUUUAUUAUUGAGUUUA
Leptopilina boulardi is the source of this 1477-nucleotide messenger RNA. RefSeq lists its product as uncharacterized. The coding region runs from base 126 to 1454 and encodes 442 amino acids. The record is from RefSeq and is a predicted model, not a curated record. Gene Ontology annotation, cellular component: kinetochore; Ndc80 complex. NCBI's taxonomy places the organism in Eukaryota, Metazoa, Arthropoda, Insecta, Hymenoptera, Figitidae. The transcript is spliced from 8 exons.